This is a messenger RNA of Theobroma umbraticum, 1044 nucleotides long. Its product is annotated as nucleolar protein. The record is from RefSeq and is a predicted model, not a curated record. NCBI's taxonomy places the organism in Eukaryota, Viridiplantae, Streptophyta, Magnoliopsida, Malvales, Malvaceae.
AAAUUUAAGAAUUCAAAUCAUAUUAACAUUUCUGAGAAUGUGCAGACAUUUUUACCCUAUACGUGGGUUGAACUUUCUGUCUAUUGUUCUAUCUGACUUGUUUAAUUUUCUGAUUUCCAUGAACCAUUAACUUGAUAAACUUGAUCUGAUACGAAUUCUUAGACCGUGACAAUGGAGAAGAAAGACAGAAAUUCUAAAAUUGAAUAUAAAAUUCCAAUAAUAAUUGGAUCCAGCCCUAAAUAUACUAUAUAAAAACAAAGUGCAUUUGCUUGUAUUAUGCUGCUUUAUACAAAUAUUUAAGGAGAAAUCUUUGUGGUUAUGAGCAACCUUGCUUGGUUGUUGUAGUCCUCCAAUUGGGAUAGGUUCAACUGUUCUGGGACGAAACCGGCCACCAUUAACCAAACCAUCAACUACGAGUUCAGGUUAAAGCAUCAAGGAUAGCAUGCACGUUACCAGUGAAGGUCAAUGUUCACCUAAACCACACAUGACCAGUCAGAUUCUAACAAAUCCUUCUACUUUCAACGACCCGAAUUCUAGCAAAACAAAAGGCUAUAUAAAUCUUCCUCACCAUGUCCUGAAAACUCACUCUCAGGUUCCUUCUCAUGGCUCGCCAACUUCUCUUCACAGCAGCACCACCCCUGAGCGCAUCUCAAGCAGGUCUGGCUGCAGUUACUCUUCUUUUAUGCGCUUUUGCAUUCAUCAAGUGUGCUUCUCACUCGCGUAAAUUGCGUCGUCAGUGGAGAGCUUGUUAUGAAUUUUUUGACGAAGAUCCGGUCAUAGAAAUAAACCAUGAAGUUAUGACCACCGGGGUUCAUGGCUAUCAACCUGAUCAACCUGAAGAUGUUGACAGGAGCACGUUCAGCGGUGGACAACCUGUUUGGCAGAAAAACAUACUCAUGGGAGAGAAAUGCCAGCUUCCGGAUUUCUCUGGGGUCAUCAUAUAUGAUUCUGAAGGCAACAUUGUAACCCCUCCCAAACCUGCUCACCCUCUACUCACCCGGAAGUAAGACAAGUUGAGGCGUAUGAAGACUGUCGACUAGAACU